Plasmodium gonderi is the source of this 816-nucleotide messenger RNA. RefSeq names its product translation initiation factor SUI1. Gene Ontology annotation, biological process: translation reinitiation; formation of translation preinitiation complex. Bases 1 to 816 code for a protein of 271 amino acids. Gene Ontology annotation, molecular function: mRNA binding; translation initiation factor activity. The record is from RefSeq and is a predicted model, not a curated record. The transcript is spliced from 4 exons. Lineage: Eukaryota; Apicomplexa; Aconoidasida; Haemosporida; Plasmodiidae.
AUGGAUGAAUUAGAAAAUGAAUUUGAUAAAAUGAAAAUAAAAUCGGAUGCAGAUGAAGAACAUCAAGAAGGGGAAGAAUCUGGUCAAGAAAAAAUCUCACAAAGGAAAUUGAGAUAUUUAAAAAUGAAAGACAAGAAAGAAGAAAAAAAACGUAAAAAGCAAGGCACGAAAGCUUCAAAUAAUAAAAAUAUUAUAGACAAUAGUAGUCAAAUUAAGAAUAAUGACAUUAAGGAUGAACAUAAAAAUGGUGAAAAUUCACAAGAUGAUGAAAAUACAAAUGAUGCUUCAAAUAAUUUAAAAGAAAAUAAUGGUGAAGUUGGAAACCCCUUGGGAGAAAGUCAUUUGAAAAUGAAGGGGAAAAAAUAUGAACCUUGCAUUGUGGAAUAUUGUAAAGUUUGUGGAAUGCCCUACGAAUAUUGUGAAUAUGGAAAUUCGUUCAAUCAGUGUAAGGAAGAAAAUAAGGAAAAGUACAACUACGACAUUUUAAAGAAUAAUACAGAAACUACCAACAAAAGGCAGACGAAAAAACCCCUCCAAAAUACAACGCAAAAAAUUACAAUACAGAAGACUACAAGAGCACGAAAAAAAGUUGUAACUGUUAUAGUGGGAUUACACACAUAUGUCAAACUAGACAAAAUGGCAAAAAUAUUUUCUCGGUUUUAUGCAUGUGGUGCUUCUGUUAUCAAGGGGUCGUCGAAUAAUGCCCCUGACCAGAUAGACAUACAGGGAGAUGUUGAACAUAACAUUGUCGACAUCAUAAUGAAGAAUUGCCCAGAAAUUCCUGAGGACGUCUUCGUAAUUCUCCCUCCCAAAUAG